AUGACUUCAAAUCAAUCUGUUUUCGACCUCAUGAACAGUUUUCUGACACAGGAUGAGUAUUCUCUAGUGGAUAAUAGCAGUUGCAAUUUUUGCAGUUCCAGAAUACAAUGUCCAAACCAAAUAUGCAGCUCGGUUUCUGAUGAUCUCCAUAUGAUGGAGCAACACUAUACAACUUGCCAUCAUCACUUCUGCCCUGACUGUAAAUUGAGUUUUGUAUCCUCACAUCUUCUGUCAAUACAUGAACAGACAGUACAUUGUGGGCCUUUCAGACCAAAGUUAGACUGUUUCCUUACUGUGUGCCCUCACAAGUUUUCCUGCCCUUCCGAACUUUUCGCACAUGCCUUCGAAUGUCAUGGAUUUACUUGUGAUUCGCCAGUCCUCUUAGGUACUAUGCUUGAUGAAGACAGUUAUGGCUCAUAA
Molecule: messenger RNA, 420 nt
Organism: Heterobilharzia americana
Lineage: Eukaryota; Metazoa; Platyhelminthes; Trematoda; Strigeidida; Schistosomatidae
Source: the annotation of a GenBank genome assembly